Molecule: messenger RNA, 1914 nt
Organism: Fusarium venenatum
Lineage: Eukaryota; Fungi; Ascomycota; Sordariomycetes; Hypocreales; Nectriaceae
Product: acyltransferase ChoActase/COT/CPT
Biological process (GO): carnitine metabolic process
Cellular component (GO): mitochondrion; peroxisome
Molecular function (GO): carnitine O-acetyltransferase activity
Source: RefSeq, a predicted model, not a curated record
AUGUUGGCUUCAGCACGCUCGCCCGCCUUAAGGAACAGCUUCCGUCACUUUACCAAGAUACGCGCCGCGCAGACUCUAAGCAUGUCUCCUGCUAAGCGAGCCAACAGCUCCUCAUCCUCUUCAGGUUAUGUUGAGAACAAUUCAAAGGGACCAAUGCUGCGAUGGCAAGACUCUCUUCCACGAUUGCCCGUGCCGACACUCGAGGAGACAGCCAAGCGUUAUUUAAAGUCGCUUCACCCUCUCCUGUCUACCAGCGAGUACGAGGCCAGCAAGAAGGCCGUUGACGAGUUUGUGCGUCCUGGCGGCGUAGGCUCGAAGCUGCAAGAAAAGCUCGUGGCCAAGCGUGAGGACCCGAACACCAAGAACUGGAUUUAUGAGUGGUGGAAUGAUGCCGCCUACCUCUCCUACCGUGACCCAGUCGUUCCUUAUGUCAGCUACUUCUAUUCCCACCGAGACGACCGCCGAAGACGAGACCCAGCCAAGCGCGCUGCUGCGAUUACAACAUCCGUCCUUGAAUUCAAGAAGCAGGUUGACGGUGGUACUCUCGAGCCAGAGUACAUGAAGAAGCUGCCCAUUUGCAUGGAUAGCUACCAGUGGAUGUUCAAUGCCUCUCGAGUCGCAGCCAAGCCUGCCGACCAUCCUGUUAAGUUCUCUCCCGAGGAGAACAAGCACAUCAUUGCUAUUCGCAAGAACCAGUUCUUCAAGAUUCAGCAUGAGAUCGACGGAAAGCAGCUCAACACUUCAGAGCUUGAGAAACAGUUCAAGCACGUCUACGAGGUUGCCCAGCGUGUUCCUGCUGUUGGCGCUCUCACCUCAGAGAACCGAGACAUCUGGACGGAAGCUCGUGAUACUCUGCUCAAGGCAAGCCCGAAGAACAAGGACGCGCUCGAGGCUAUCGAGUCAGCCUCAUUCGUGGUUUGCCUUGACGACGCAUCACCCGUCACUCUCGAGGAGCGUGCCCAUCAGUACUGGCACGGCGAUGGUGCCAACCGCUGGUAUGACAAGCCUCUGCAGUUCAUCAUCAACGAUAACGGCACGUCUGGAUUCAUGGGCGAACACUCUAUGAUGGACGGUACUCCCACUCAUCGCCUCAACGACUACGUUAACGAUCUUAUCUUCGGAAACAAGCUCGACUUCUCUGACCCCAACAUCCGCUCAAACCUACCCGAACCUCAGCUCGUCAAGUUUGAGAUCACCCAGGAAGUCCAGAGUGAAAUUGAUCGUGCUACAAAGGACUUUAACGAUAUCAUUAGCAAGCAUCAGCUUGCCGUUCAGGCCUAUCAAGGCUAUGGAAAGGGUCUCAUUAAGAAGUUUAAGUGCUCGCCAGACGCUUAUGUUCAAAUGAUCAUCCAGCUCGCCUACUUCAAGAUGUACGGCAAGAGCCGACCUACUUACGAGUCCGCUGCCACGCGUCGUUUCCAGCUUGGUCGCACCGAGACAUGCCGCACUGUUUCGGAUGAUUCUGUCGCUUGGGUCCAGGCCAUGUCUGAUGCCUCCGUCGAAGACAAGACACGUGUAGAGCUUUUCCGCAAGGCAAUCAACGCCCAUAUCGAGUACAUCACUGCUGCAUCCGACGGCAAGGGUGUCGACCGACAUCUCUUUGGUCUCAAGAAGCUCCUUGAAGCUGGCCAAGAAGUCCCCGCCAUUUACAAGGACCCUGCAUACGGAUAUUCCAGCUCGUGGCACCUGUCCACUUCCCAACUUAGCUCCGAGUUCUUUAACGGUUACGGUUGGAGUCAGGUCAUCGACGCUGGCUUUGGUAUCGCAUACAUGAUCAACGAGAACAGUCUUAACUUCAACAUCGUAUCCAAGGGUCUCGGCAGCGACCGCAUGAGUUACUACUUGAACGAAGCUGCCAACGAUAUGCGCGAGUUGCUCACACCUACUCUGGAGCCUCCCAAGGCCAAGCUGUAA